AAUAUCGACAGCCCCAUCAUCGAACUAAAUACCAAAAAAAAAACAUUAAAUAAAACUGCAUUAGAUGGUUUAAAUAAUAUCAAAUCGCAUUUAAUUAGAAUAAGAGUUAAUGGUAAACCACAAGCACAGCGAAGUGCAUGCACAAGAGCAGCUAAGAGAGGCUUAAGAAGUCUCUUUUGUGUAUGCGAGUGUAGGUGUGUGUGCAUAUGUGCAUGCUAGUGUUGGUGGACAGAACAAUAACAAGCCAAAAAAAAAAGUGAGAAGAAUGUCAAUGGCUUUGGAAUGUAAUGGAGCAGGACCCACAGUAAUGCUCCAACUUCAGCGAUGAAUCAUAGCAACCCGAACCGUGCCUUAAUAUCGAACGACUAGCAAUAUAUGUAAAUAUAACUAAAGAUGCCGCUCCUGAGCAAAUGCUUUCCCUGCUUCAAAUUCAAGCACGAGGAGGUGAUUGACAAGCUGGAUUAUAGCAAUACACCGCUCACCGACUUCCCCGAGGUCUGGCAGCACGAGCGGACGCUGGAGGAGCUCUACCUGAGCACCACAAGGCUGCAAUCGCUGCCCCCGCAGUUGUUUUACUGUCAGGGCUUGCGUGUGCUCCACGUGAACAGCAACAAUCUGGAGAGCAUACCCCAGGCCAUUGGGAGUCUGCGCCAGCUACAGAAUUUGGAUCUCAAUCGGAAUCUGAUUGUCAAUGUGCCCGAUGAAAUCAAAGCCUGCAAGCAUUUAACCCGUCUGGAUCUGAGCUGCAACAGCCUACAACGUCUUCCAGAUGCAAUUACCUCGCUUAUAUCCCUGCAGGAGCUGCUGCUGAACGAAACCUACCUGGAGUUUCUCCCAGCCAACUUUGGACGGCUGGUCAAUUUGAGGAUUCUCGAGCUGCGUCUCAACAACCUCAUCACGCUGCCCAAGUCGAUGGUGCGGCUGGUGAAUCUACAGCGUCUGGAUAUUGGUGGCAAUGAGUUUACAGAGCUUCCCGAAGUUGUUGGUGAGCUGAAAUCUUUGCGAGAGCUGUGGAUCGACUUUAAUCAAAUACGCCGCGUGUCCGCCAACAUUGGUAGACUGCGCGAGCUGCAGCACUUUGAGGCCAAUGGCAAUCUACUGGACACACUGCCCAGCGAGCUGAGCAACUGGCGGAAUGUGGAGGUUCUAUCCAUUUGCUCCAACAACCUGGAAGCAUUCCCAUUCAGCGUCGGCAUGCUUAAGUCUCUGGUGACGUUCAAGUGCGAGUCGAACGGCCUGACGGAGCUUCCCGACAGCAUUAGCUACCUGGAGCAGCUGGAGGAACUGGUCCUGAGUCACAACAAGUUGAUCCGCCUGCCCAGCACAAUUGGGAUGCUGCGAAAUCUGCGUUUUCUCUUCGCCGAUGAGAAUCAGCUCCGCCAGCUGCCCGACGAGUUGUGCAGCUGCCAGCAGCUGAGUGUCUUGAGUGUGGCCAACAAUCAGUUGUCCGCGCUGCCACACAACAUAGGCAACCUGGGGAAGCUGAAGGUCAUCAACGUGGUUAACAACUAUAUCAACGCGCUGCCCGUCUCCAUGCUGAACCUAGUGAAUCUCACCUCGCUGUGGCUAAGCGACAAUCAGUCGCAGCCCUUGGUGCCCCUGCAAUACUUGGAUGCCAGUACAAAAACACAGUUGACCUGCUUCAUGUUGCCCCAGGUCACCUUCAAGAUGAACAGCAUGCAGGCCCAGCAGCAGGCUCAGGAGCAGUACGAGUUUGUCUACGCUAACCAGCAGCAUCCGCAUGCCAGUCCCUCGCGACGCAUCUGCUUUGCCGAGGAGGCCACCAUCUUGAGCAAUGCCAAAACGCAGCCGGCUCCUAGUUAUCCCAACUAUGUCGCUGCACCGCCAACUCCCACGCCGGAGCAGAUGGCAGGAUCCGUUCGGCUAAUGCGGUCACCCACGCCGUAUCCCAAGGAGCUGCGCCAAAUGGCGAAAUACGUGCGACAAGCCCAGGCAGCGGCGACGUCGGCGAAUGCCAACGAAGUUAGGGAGGCACGCGUGGUGCCCAAUGGCCAAGUUCACUGUGAUAGCAGCAAUGCCGAACAAGAUGUUGUGGAUCAGGCCGCAGCAAGUGCAAUAUACGGCGUUGCGCCAGAGAACGCUCAUAUCUAUGGGGUCUAUCAGCAGCCGGCGACCACGCAGCAGCUUCCGGUUCCUACACAAGAGUACUACGGUCUGCCGUUGGUCAACUACGAGGCGCACUAUCAGCAGCUGUAUGUCGAGGCCAAUACCUUACCCACCACACAUCUGAACGGUGAGCAGGAGGACUAUGAGUUGCAGCCCUUGCAGCAACAGCAGCAGCAGCUUCCCCAACAUCAGCAGCAGGGAGUGCCGCCACCUCGAUUAGAGCCGCCACCCUACCACAUAGCUAGAGUAUACACAAAGAAAACUCCCGAGGAUCUUAAUCUGUACGAGUCCAUGAGACAGCGCAAGCAACAGCAGCAGCAGUUGGAACAGACGAUCUAUCAGGAUGCUCUGAAUAGCAACUUUAAGACCACGGCGAUUGGUGCUCAGGAAGAGGAGCCCAUCGAACAGCAACUGGACUACCAAAAUAACGUCAGCAAUCUGGAGCAAAGUCCCGAGGAUGAGGAAGAAGAGCCAGAUGAUAGCCUGUCGCAGCACUCAAUGAACUCCACGGCCACCAAUAACACUUCCAGGGCAAGUCACAAAAAGUCCACCUGGAUAUUUGGCGUCCACAAGAACCCAACAGUCAAGCAGGUUACCCUCAAAUGGGAGCACAGCAUGGGCUUUGACGUAGCCGAGCUGCUCAAUCACGUGGGCAUCUUUGUGAGUGCCAUUACGCCCAAUACAAACGCUGCUCGCCUGCUGAGCGUCAACGACAAGCUGCUUGAGAUAGAUGGCUACGACCUGACCAAUGCGAAUCUAAAGGAUGCCAAACGGGUGCUGCUCAAUAGUGGCACUGUCAUGAACAUAAUGUUGUCAAGAAAAUGAUGGACCAUUUGUUUCUAAACCUAAACCGAUUCCCAUCACGAGACCGAAGACUUUUUGUGCAUUUUUCUACAGCAUUUUUCCUGAAUGGAGCUGAAAAGCCAAUUUUGGAUCAAAACGCUUGGAUAUACCAUAAUGUUAGUUGAUAAAUCGCGACCUCUUCCGCCCUGGCGAUCCAUAGAUCAGUCAUAGAAAACUAUUGCCAGCUAACAGAGCCUACGCUUUUCAUAUAUGAUAGAUAGGUGCAUCCAAACUGCCAUUUUCCACAUACCUAGAUGAAGUAACUACUCGCUAAACAGAUGAGGAACCUCAUGAUAUGGAUGAUAUUUGUAUUUAUAUUCUAACUCAUUUUCAUUUUGUAUUUUUUUACGCUUUAUUCCGAAAAUGGUUCUAUGAAUUUCUUAUUUUAAAUGACUGUACUUGCUUAGAUUUAUCCAAAAUUAAUUUGAUUACUCAGUAUUCUUUGUAAAUAGUUAUGUAAGCGAUCGAUCAGCAAAAGGCAAUAUUUAGUUGUGUCAAUUAUGAAUUAUAGACAUGUAGCUUAAUUAGCUUAAAUGCAUAACGCAUUUGUAUCUCAAGUUGGGAAGCACUCAUUCUGACAGCAAGACGUACCCGUAUUUAUUUAAAUAGUGCAAUUAGCGUUACUUAUAAGUAAACAUAUGCAUAUAUAUAUAUAUAUAUAUACGCACACGAACAAGUAUAUACAUAUAUAGACACGAUAAUCAGGCAAAAAUACCUACAACUAGCGCCUACAACUUACGCCCAGCGUCGUUCAAAUUUGUGCCCCAAAAUUAAGUAUAUGUAUAGAUAAAUUACUCGAUUACAAAGGAUAGUUGCUGUUUAUGUUAGUUGUUAUAGUGCAGCAAUAUAAAUUCUAUAUAUAUAUAUAUUUACACAUUA
Messenger RNA from Drosophila guanche, 3849 nucleotides. RefSeq names its product protein lap1 (gene Lap1). The transcript has 6 exons. The coding region runs from base 394 to 2952 and encodes 852 amino acids. The record is from RefSeq and is a predicted model, not a curated record. Lineage: Eukaryota; Metazoa; Arthropoda; Insecta; Diptera; Drosophilidae. Gene Ontology annotation, cellular component: postsynaptic density; postsynaptic membrane; adherens junction. Gene Ontology annotation, biological process: neurotransmitter receptor transport postsynaptic membrane to endosome; neurotransmitter receptor transport, endosome to postsynaptic membrane. Gene Ontology annotation, molecular function: protein binding.